This is a messenger RNA of Linum trigynum, 2501 nucleotides long. The record is from the annotation of a GenBank genome assembly. NCBI's taxonomy places the organism in Eukaryota, Viridiplantae, Streptophyta, Magnoliopsida, Malpighiales, Linaceae.
AUAAUUAUAACAUACCGAAUCCCGACGAGUUUCUUGAGCAGUAAACCAACUCCAAACCAGCUGAGAAAACGACUAAUAAAACACUAAUUUUUGUACUAAUUUUCUGUAAAGUAGCAAUAGGGGAAGUGGAGGUCAGUAUUUAUAGAUAAUUUUUUUUGCAAUCACCGCCUUGGACAAAAACAGUGAUGUGUUCACCGCCAUUGUCCUCAGCGGUGAUUUCUUGGUAGCUGUGACCUAAUUUCCACCUACCAGGCCGGUAAAACGUGUCAAUUAUCACCGCUUUACACAUCAGCGAUGAUAUCAUCGCUUUACACAUCAGCGGUGAUAAGGUCUCCUUUCACCGUUUUAAACCAAGACAGUGAUGCAAUCACCGUUUUGGUCCAAAACGGUGAAAGGAUCAUCGCUUUUGUCCAAGACAGUGAUAGCAUCACUGUUUUGGUCCAAAGCGAUGAUACUAUCACCGUUUUGGUCAAAAACGGUGAUUGCUUUCACUGUCUUGGUUUGCAGCGGUGAUAACCAAACUGCUGUAUUUUGGGAAAUAAUUUUAUAAGUACUGUAUUUUGGGAAUUUUUUUUAAUAAUUAGUGUAUUAUGGGAUUUUUUCCCAAGAUAUCUACCAUUCAUAUGGUUUCAUGGACCGCUUUAAGUGCAGCUAAGUAACUCGCACGAAACUACCCCACAAAUAAAUCCCGAUUAGAACCCAAGUUUUUAAAUUCUAACUGGGUGCAGUAUAGAGCAAGAAUUUAAAUUGUCAACCAGGGUCGAUCCAUGUACCCCUACUUCAAUCGCUUAGGUUGUUAUCUAGCAAGCAACUUUUGGGUUUAUAACUAAUGUAACUACAAACUAAACUAGCAAGGAAAAGUAAAUAAAGGAAAAUCGUAACUAAGGGAGCUUCACCCGGGAGUUGCUUCCACCUAACUAGCUACCGUGACUCGUUGGAUUGAAUGAAUUCGUGAGGCGUAUGUGGUUGUGAAUCUCGGGGGUGAGCAACUAGUGAUCAAUCUGUCACUGCAUCAAUUGACUAGCGAUCGAUUUGUCACGGGAUUGAUCCACUCACCAAGUCUAGGGGAACCACUAGGAGGAGCAACUAGUGAUCCAUUUGUCACGGGAUGGAUUCACUAGAGGCCGAUUUGUCAUGGGAUUGAUCAUCUCACUCAGGAACUAGUGUUUGCCUAGAACUCUCCCUCAAAUCGGAGUUUGAGCGGCUUAAUCACAACCAACCUAAAUGGGCACGAUAAUCGCGAACCGCAGAGGGAUGCAUAUGUGGUCGGAGACCACAAUCUCAAUUGCUAUACCGAGGUAAGGAUGAAAGGCCAUGUCACUCGACCCUCUCGGUUUAGACAAUCAGUAAUUGACUUACUCCCUCACUCAAUUCUAAGGUCAGACGGCUUAAUCACGAAUUCACGAUUAAUCGGCUUUCUUAACUCAACAUUGAGGGUUUCCCUAGCUUAACCUAGUUUAGGUGGCUUAGAAAGCGGAAGGAAAACCAACUCGAUUGAGUCUCCCUUGGAAGGGGGAUUUUACUCUCUAAGCUAGGCUAAGGUGGCUAAUUAGAUUGCUAGAACCUCAAUGCACAAACCUAGGGGUGCUAAGCACAAAACAUGCACAACCCUAGGUUGCUAAGCACAAGCAUGCACAAUCACCAUGAAAACACCUCUAAUACUCAAAUUGAUGCAAACCCACACUUAAUCAUUCAAUCCAAACAAGUAAUUACAAAGUAUUAGUUAGGGAUCUACAACACUCAAGAGAAAAGAGCGAGUUUCUAGAGAGAGAGAGAUUACAAAUUUGAGCUCAAGAUCUUCUUCUUCUUCUAGGCUUGAAUCUUCCACCCAAGCCUCCAAUGAUGCUCUAAGAUCACUCUAGCUCUCUCUCUCUCUCUCUCUCUCUCUCUCUCUCUCACUAGAAAUCCCCUUUGGUGUUUAGGUUGAAACCCUAGAGAAAGAAAGUGUUUCUUCUCCAAAAACCAGCUCCCCCUUCUCUCUCCCCGCUACUGUCUUCAUAUUUUCCCGAAAGUGACCAGUUCACGGACACGUUGGCCAGUUCAAGGUCGUGAACUCCUAAACGCGUCUGUGAACUGAGUGUCGUCCAAAACGCGCUGCUUCACUCGCCUGGGUUCACGGUCAAUGGCCCCAGUUCACGGUCUUAGAGACCAUGAACUGCCUUGUCGUCAGUAACCUCACGAACCUCGCUGGACUGCUCGAUGUUCACGGUUUAUGGUCCAUAUUCGCGGUCUUAGGAGACCGUGAGCUGACUUGUCUGGCCGUGAACUGCGGUUGUUUCCUGGGAUACCUUCACUUCACUGCUAUGGGGAUAUUGUUACGAUACUUCAUACUUUUCUUCUGUUUUUGCGGUUUUUGACCUCCAGAUAUCCCAAAACUCGUCCUCGACCCUUCCACACGUGCUAGGACCUGAAAUGUAUCAAAACAAGCACAACCUAGCGUGAAAUAUGUCGAGGAACGAUGAAAUACUAAGCUAAACGAUUAAGAAAUGAUGGGUAAAAUG